AUGACUUUGCUGCUCUUCCUCAUCCUGGCAUUUUCCCUCUUUAACCUGGGAAUUGUACUAUGGGUGAUUUAUGAGCAUUUCUUUAACACAGACAUCCCUGCUGCCAUUGGCCACACAAUUAAGCUCCGCACCCUACACUGUCUCUUUCUACUGGUGAUAAUUUGGGCGAAGAUUUGUGAAAAACUGAGAAUCUGCUCAGAGAUGACGUUUAUUCGCUUUGUACUUCUUAGUGUGCCAGUCAAGAUGGACCCAAAGCUUGUGGUAAAGGACUUAUGCAUUGGGUCAGUACCUGUGAGGUUGUAUCAGCCAAAGGCAACAUCUGCAAGCCUCCGGAAAGGAAUGAUCUUCAUCCAUGGAGGGGGCAUGCUUAUUGGGAGUCUGGACACCUACAACAGCUUAUGCUGCUUCUUGGCCAGGGAAACUAACUCAGUGGUUCUAUCAAUUGGUUACCGCCUGGCUCCUGAGCACAGACACCCUUCUGCUUUAAAUGACUGCAUGGCUGCUUCUGUCCAUUUCUUGAGGAACCUGGAGACUUAUGGCGUGGAUCCAUUAUGUGUCACCAUCUGUGGCGACAGUGCUGGAGCAACAAUAGUGGCUUCUGUGUGCCAAAUACUUGUGACCAAACCAGACCUCCCUAAGAUAAGAGCUCAGAUUCUGAUCUAUCCCCUCAUACAGAUGGUUAAUUUCCAUCUGCCUUCCUAUGAAUAUUAUAAAAAUACCUUGUUCCUCACUAAGAGAGUCUGCCUCACCUGUGUAUUCCAUUGUUUUGAUAUUGACUUCUUUUGGAAAACUGCUGUCCUGAAUGGUGCCCAUCUACCCCCUGAGAUGCGGGAUGAGUAUGAGGAAAGGAUGGAUGUCCACAACAUACCUGAGAGAUUCAGAAAGAAAGACUACAAACCCAAGUCUCCUGGCCCUUUUAAUGAGAGUGCUUACCUGGAAACUAAACAACUCUUCUGGGCAAUGAAUUCACCUCUAUUUGCUGAUAAGGACAUCAUUGCCCAACUCCCUGAGACCUUGCUUAUAAGUUGUGAGUUUGAUGUCCUUCGGGAUGACACAAUGUUGUACAAGAAGAUAUUGGAAGAACAAGGGGUGCCAGCUCACUGGCACCACAUUGAAGAUGGUUUUCAUGGAGUGCUCAGCACCUUUGACAAAAAAGUCUUUGCUUUCCCCUGUGCCUUAAAAAUUCUGAAUAUUAUAGUUGAUUUUAUAAAGAAUCUGUGA
Messenger RNA from Gracilinanus agilis (Agile Gracile Mouse Opossum), 1221 nucleotides. Its product is annotated as arylacetamide deacetylase-like 4. Lineage: Eukaryota; Metazoa; Chordata; Mammalia; Didelphimorphia; Didelphidae. Gene Ontology annotation, molecular function: carboxylic ester hydrolase activity. The transcript has 4 exons. Bases 1 to 1221 code for a protein of 406 amino acids. The record is from RefSeq and is a predicted model, not a curated record. Gene Ontology annotation, cellular component: membrane.